AUGUCCCACCUCCUCCUCCUCCACCGCCUCCUCCUGCUCGCUCCCCUCCUCCGCCUCCUCGUCUCGCGCAAGGGCAUCAACUCCUCCGCCGCCUCUUCUCCACCGCCCUCUCCUCUCUCCCUCCCCCACCCUCCCCUCUUCUCCUCCCUCUCCAGGCCUAACGCCGAAUCCGACAUCCCCGACGCCAUCCAGUGCUUCCGCCUAGCCCGGGCCCACCGCAUCCCCCUCCUCCCUUUCAAGCAUGUUUGUUCGGUUAUUCUCGAUGCAUUGAUGAAUUCGGGUAAUGGCUCGAUGGAAGGCGCGUGGGCGUUCUAUUCGGGGUUUCUUGAUGCUGGGUUUGCUCCUGAUGUGCUUGUUUUCAAUAGGAUCAUGCAUGGCUUUGUGAAGGAAGGGAAGGUGAGGAGGCGGGGCGUUUUUGAUGGAUUUCGCGUGCUGGGUUGGGGCCCGAGUGUGGUUAGUUUUAACACCUGGAUCUGUAGAAUUGGGGAUUUGCGUGCGGCGUUUGGUAUGAAGAGGGAGAUGGUGGGGAGUGGAGUUUGUCCUGAUGUGUUUACUUGUACCCUUUUGAUUAAGGGGUUAUGUAGGGUUGGGAGGUUGGAGAAUGCACUCAAGGUGUUUGCUGAAAUGUUGGUAAGAGGACUGUUGCCGAACAAGGUGACCUUUACGAUUUUGAUCGAUGGGUAUUGUAAAGAUGGGAAGGUUGAGAUUGGAAUGGAGGUUUAUAGGGAGAUGUUGAGGCGAGGGGUCGAGCCUGAUCUGAUUGUGUUUAAUGCUAUUGUGAAUGGUCUUUGCAAGGUUAGAGAUCUGAGGGAGGCUAAUAGGCUUGUGGAGGAAAUGAGGCGGAGAGGUCUGAAGCCUGAUAAAGUCACUUAUACUACUCUAAUUGAUGGGUGUUGUAAGGAGGGGGAUUUGGAGAUCGCAGUCAAGAUUAAAAGGAAGAUGAUGGCUGAGGCGGUUGAGUUAGAUGAUGUGGCUUAUACUGCACUUAUAUCAGGAUUGAGUAGAGAAGGGCAAGUGAUUGAUGCAGAGAGGACUUUGUACGAGAUGGAGAGAGCUGGGUUGAUCCCUGAUGAGAUGACUUAUACUAUGAUCAUUGAUGCAUUUUGUAGGAAAGGGGAUGUUAAAAAUGGUUUUAAAAUGUUGAAGAAGAUGCAGACUGAUGGUAGAUCUCCGGGGGUUGUGACAUAUAAUGUGAUUAUGAAUGGGCUUUGCAAGCUUGGUCAGAUGAAGAAUGCCAACAUGCUGUUAAAUGCUAUGAUUAAUGUUGGCGUUGUUCCAGAUGACAUUACUUACAAUAUUCUUUUGGAUGGGCAUUGUAAGCAUGGAGGAGUUGACAAGGAGGAACUAAAGGGUGAAAAGGGAAUGGUCUCAGAUUUUGCGACUUACACUUCACUUGUUAAUGAAUUUGUUAAAAGUCCUAAGAAACGACAAAGUUCAUAACACAUUACAUAUAAUAUGUUUGUUUUCUGGACUUGUGGGUUUUCAAGGCCAUACAAGAAUAAGGCUCCUCAGGUGGAGAUGCAACCAAAAGUUUCAUAUAGAUAGCACAUCACAGGAAACCUGUUCGCAGUACAAGAUGUUUACCAAAGCUGAAAAGAAUUGAGAGUUGCUGAAGUUAGAUCAGGUGUACUUUUGAGAGAUACAGAUCCACUUCUCAUGGACUAUCAUCUUUGCUUCUAAGUUCUAACA
This is a messenger RNA of Asparagus officinalis (garden asparagus), 1689 nucleotides long. Its product is annotated as putative pentatricopeptide repeat-containing protein At1g09680. NCBI's taxonomy places the organism in Eukaryota, Viridiplantae, Streptophyta, Magnoliopsida, Asparagales, Asparagaceae. Gene Ontology annotation, molecular function: protein binding. The record is from RefSeq and is a predicted model, not a curated record.